Molecule: messenger RNA, 1150 nt
Organism: Leptomonas pyrrhocoris
Lineage: Eukaryota; Euglenozoa; Kinetoplastea; Trypanosomatida; Trypanosomatidae
Exons: 1
Coding region: 440-1150 (236 amino acids)
Source: RefSeq, a predicted model, not a curated record
AGCGGGUUUUCUCUCCGGGAAAGAACAGAAACAGACAGCGGGUUUGUUGAGCGCGGGGUCGCUUCAGCCUUACAUGCACACGCACUAAAUAGUAAUUGACAAGCGAGGAGAGAUGUACGGUACUCACCUGGCGCAGGAAAGUGCGGCACCCCUCAUCUUAUCAACGCUUUUGCGGAAGAAGCAACUACAACUGCCUCUGAAGGACGUUUUGCUGAGCAGCGCACACCCGCGCUCCCUCGCACAAAUUUUACGGAAGUCGCACGAUCGCAGCGUGUCAAAGCCGGCAUCGGCGCUUUCACACCGGCACUUCGCUAAUGAGAGAAGCGCGAGUCUCUUGACAGACUUGCCCGGGUUCUCUCCGAUACCGUCGGCUUCCCCGGUUUUGCAGAUUGUGGCGCUCUCUGCGGCACAAACGGAGCUGCGUCGAGCGCAUGACACGAUGACAUCCCUCCCGCUCACUCUCCCUGAAGUCUCAGGCCUUUUCCGAGUGAAGCAUCGCGAGCGGCUCCCGACUAGUUCUGGGACUGCCGUUGCCGCAAUCGGAGAUGCCCCUUUAGCACUAGUAGAAGGCAGGCCCGUUCACAGCGUCCAGCGCGAGAGCUUCAACCUUUACUGUACACCUGGAAGCAAAGAUUUAAUGGUGGUGGACGCCUCAGCCGGUUCGUCCAACGAGGGGUUUUUGUGGGAAGCGUUAUUUGUGGCCGAAUGCGUGCUGAACGAGCAAGGCACGUUGCUGGUCGUCUCACCUCAUUCCUUCUCGCAGCGCAUGCGCCGCUUUCUGAAGUGGCGCUUCCGCAGCGCCCAUUACGCGCCGGCCCCGCACGGCGAUGGGCACUACGUACAGUGCACCGCCUUGGCGUCCGACUUCGGUGCUUCCUCGGUCCGGCGAGAUGACUUUCCCGGCUUCGUCUCGGGUACACAGCGACGUCCGCGGAGGUGGAAUCCGUACCGCAGAGAGGAGGCGAAGAAGUUUGUGAUGUCAGUGCGGCCCGGCUUCACUAACGCUGCUCGCACGAAGGAUGCGCUGCUGCGCCACGUGGCCCGUGAGAAGGAGCGCGAUGCGGCGCUGCGCGACGCCGACGACGCCUUUUUUGCGGUGGCACACGAGAUGGUGGAGAAGGGUUCGCAUUAUUCGCAGCCAACCGAUUGA